This is a messenger RNA of Didymodactylos carnosus, 633 nucleotides long. The record is from the annotation of a GenBank genome assembly. Lineage: Eukaryota; Metazoa; Rotifera; Eurotatoria; Philodinida; Philodinidae.
AUGGCUGAAUUUGAAUUUCGAGGAAUACUUUUGAAAAUGGUUGAGGACUUAUCUGAUUUGGAUAGACGAAAAUUCUAUUUUAUAUUAGGUGACAUUAUUCCACGACGUCUACGUGAUAAUGUAUCAAUUGAAAGUUCAAUAGAAGUAUUAGAAAUUUUAUUCGAUAUUUUAAGACUAUCUGAUAACACAUUAAGUUAUUUAAUCCAUGCCUUAGAACAAAUACAACGUUCCGACUGGUCUCAUAGAUUAAAUGAAUAUUAUCAAAAUAAAGACAGUAUAUUCGAUCUAUCAGUUAGUCAUGUAUGUUCUGAAUUGAGUACUUCAAAUAUCAGUCGAUCACCAAGUAUUUCUUCAUUACUCAGUGAUCUACGCGAUGAUAGUGCCAUAUUAAUUCAUUCUUACAAUCAAAGAAAAGUUGUUCUAAAAAAUUCAAACAAAGAAAAGAUUAAACAUAGUUAUAAUAAUGAACGCUUGGUGGGACGAUUAAGUCGGCCAUCUGUUGAUAAUUUUAAUGGUCAAUUGUAUGAUUAUUAUAGUCAACCACCAGAUAUGAUCGAUAAUGAUCUCAAUGAUGGCGAAAAUUAUUUAUGGCUAUCUCGUUCAAAAAAGUUUUGUUGUGCACCGCCAUUGUAG